CAUCUGUGACAUUUAUAUUUUGCAUAUAGUAAUCAUUGCGAUAAUUCUCCAUCUGUCCCACAGAUUUGGUUAAAAUGGACUCCAGAUUCCUGCUGUGCUGCCUAGUUCUGAGCUCGACAGGCUAUGUGGUGGUGUACGCACACAUGCUGCUCGAGGAGCGGGUCAGAAACACCAAUGAGUCUCCUACGGACAUGCUGCAGGGGCAGACACACUCCCAGACUCCCCCAGUCCUCAUUGUCGAAUUACCAAAAAAUGCUAAGAAAAACAAGACAAAAACAGAGAAGAGGCCAAAGAAGAACAAGUAUAGCACGAAGAGCAAACGGCCCACUCCACCAGCUAACUGCGUGCCCUUGUGGGGGAGCUGCAAGACGCCCAACGCUGUGUGCUGCGAGUACUGCGCCCAAUGUCACUGUCGCAUCUUCAAAACCGUCUGCUACUGCCGCAUGGGUUACCCAGGCUGCUGAGCACAACAGAAACUUAUGUGUUUCAACACAGACUUAGUGGUUCUACAGUACACACAAGUGGACUGGCUGCUUGGAUCCAGUUGGAGUGAUGGAUUAUGUGGACCUCUGAUGGACUGACAGUAGAGAAUAAAAAGGCUUUUUUUAUUUAAAAAAGCAUUGCACAUGAUAACAGAGACUUUACACCCCCCUGCACAAAACUAGAUUCAUUAUUAUAUUUUUAUUUAUUAUCAUUGUCAUUGCAAUAUUUUUUUAAUCAAAAAAGCACCAUUUAUUAGGAUCCAUAUGUAAGAUACUAUGUCCCAGAUGAAAAUAGAAGUUGUGAAGAUUGUGAAUGGAAUAUCUUGUCAUGUGAU
Molecule: messenger RNA, 817 nt
Organism: Clupea harengus (Atlantic herring)
Lineage: Eukaryota; Metazoa; Chordata; Actinopteri; Clupeiformes; Clupeidae
Gene: asip1
Product: agouti signaling protein 1
Biological process (GO): melanosome organization; hormone-mediated signaling pathway
Cellular component (GO): extracellular region
Molecular function (GO): melanocortin receptor binding; neuropeptide hormone activity
Source: RefSeq, a predicted model, not a curated record